This is a messenger RNA of Rotaria sp. Silwood1, 294 nucleotides long. The record is from the annotation of a GenBank genome assembly. NCBI's taxonomy places the organism in Eukaryota, Metazoa, Rotifera, Eurotatoria, Philodinida, Philodinidae.
AUGUCUACACUUCGUACACUGGUCUUAUAUUUUGCUCACGACAGUUCCAUAAAGAUGGAUAUGUGGACAGAAUAUUUUAAUUCAAUGCCUAUUUUAAAUCGUCUUGAAAUUAAAGCACAUAGUGAAAUUUUUGAUGGAAAUGCAUGGAAGAUCUUAUUGGAAACAUCAUUGCCAUUACUAACUCAUUUUACUCUUCGAACAACUACAUUUCGCGUAGAAAAAGCUGACGUUUACAAUGCGCUCGCUUCAUUUCAGAGCUCAUAUUGGAUAUCAAAAAAAAAAUUUUCAAUAUAA